Molecule: messenger RNA, 696 nt
Organism: Triticum turgidum subsp. durum (durum wheat)
Lineage: Eukaryota; Viridiplantae; Streptophyta; Magnoliopsida; Poales; Poaceae
Source: the annotation of a GenBank genome assembly
AUGGCGGCUUCCGCGAGGCAGGGGGAGAGGGCGACCAGCUUCGCCAUGGCCUGCAGCCUGCUCAGCCGCUACGUCCGCCAGAACGGCGCCGCCGCCGCCGAGCUCGGCCUCGGAAUCAACAAGGGUGAGGCCGAGGCUCACAGGGCGGCGGACACGAAGAGCACUUUGCCCGGGGCGGAGGGCGAGGAGGCCGGCAGGAAGAAGGAGACCAUGGAGCUCUUCCCGCAGAGCGCCGGCCUGCAGGACGCCGCCGCCCCUGAUGCUACCAGGGAGGAAGACAAGAGCCAGCUGACCAUCUUCUAUGGUGGGAAGGUGCUCGUGUUCAACGAUUUCCCAGCCGACAAGGCAAAGGGCCUGAUGCAGUUGGCUGGCAAGGGCAGCCCUGUUGUUCAGAACGUCUCUGCGACCACAACUGCUGCAGACACCGCCAAGGUCCAGACGGCCGUGCUGGCCCCGGCAAGUAGUUUGCCUAGUGAUCCGGUUAAUGCUCACAAGUCUGCUCGUCCGAAUGCUUCUGAUCUGCCAAUUGCUAGAAAGGCGUCACUUCACCGAUUCCUUGAGAAGAGAAAGGAUCGUCUGCAUGCAAAGGCACCAUAUCAAGCUUCUCCUUCUGAUGCAACACCAGUCAAGAAGGAGUUUGAGAACCAGCCAUGGCUUGGACUGGGGCCGAAUGCCGCCCUGAAGCCAAACCAAUAA